This is a messenger RNA of Microbotryum saponariae, 1185 nucleotides long. The record is from the annotation of a GenBank genome assembly. NCBI's taxonomy places the organism in Eukaryota, Fungi, Basidiomycota, Microbotryomycetes, Microbotryales, Microbotryaceae.
AUGUCGUUCCCUCUACCGCGCUCUUCAAGUUUGCCGAGAAACCAAAUGCAAAUGCAAAACCAGAGUGCAAACGUCAUGGACCGAUCGAUCGAACUCGGCUCGUUCCCCGCCUUCGUCCAUACAGCGGCCAGCAUGGGCUCUGCUCCUAUUGGCUCCGUGCCGAGCGUCGACCAGACAAGCAUAGCGCAAUUGGAUCCUCGAACACGAGCAGCGAUCCCGGAUAAAGCGGCUUCAUACACAUACACCACCUCAUUCGAGCCUCUUCCACCCAAGAUCAUUUCUCUUUCAACAAUAGCUUCCUCGCAAAAUGAACGAUCAAGAUCGACUUCGGCUUGGAAUCCUCGGAAUUGGCCCUGGCCGAGGAUCGAGGCCAUGUGGUGGGCCGCCUCACCGCUUCUGUUCCACAUCCUGGGAAUGGUCCUGUUGCUCAUCUCGCUGGUCGAAUGCCGGAUCCCGUAUUUGAGUAUCGUCCAAGUUGGAGAAGGGACGACGGGCCGACUGGAUUAUAGCUUGCUCGGUGAGUGAAAAACAUGAUUUCCCUGCACUAGGAGCCACCGAGCUGACCGGUGUAAACGUUCGUUCACAGCCUCUUGCGCCGUUGCUCCCGGAACGACCGAACAAGUGUGCACAAAAAGACACAUUCUAGCGGACUACAUCCCCUCGCUCCUCCUCGUUUCUCCCGCGAUGCCAGCGUUCACCGCCCUCAAGCUCAUCUUCGUCUCUCAACAAACGCCGCCGAUCCUCCUCUCAGGGCUCUGCCUCCUCGCCGCCGCUUUCCUGGUCUACAUCCCCUUUUGGAUCCUCGCUUACUUCCCAAACACCAAAACGGUCCCCGCACUUCUCGAGAAAUUCUACCGCUACCAUGCCAAGCAUCUCCUCCUUCUCGUCUUCAUCCUCGUUCUGCCCGCUUUCGUUCUCACCCUCACUAGCGUCAUAGGUUUCCACCUACUCUGCCAAGGCAACGCCAUCGAUUUUAGUAUGAACAUGCUCGCCGCCUUCGAAGCCGGUCUUCUCGGAGGUUCCAUCACCGCUUGGAAACCCGAAUUCGGCCAUGGCUUUAACAUCCUUUGGACGGCGGUGGCUUUUCAAGCCGCUACGGUCAUCGCGCUCGGUGUGGCGAUGUUCAACGAGUUGCAUGAAGUGGUCGAGUGGCCCGAGAUGCAGAAGGGGAAAGUGUUCUGGUAG